CCAUUUUGGCGGCGGCGCUCGCUCUGGCCCCUGCGCUCGCCGAGCACGUGAGCCGCCGCCCGGGGCCUCGCGGGGCAGCGCGGGGGCGGCGGCCGGGACCGGACCGGCAGAGGGCGAGGAGGGAGGAGGAGGAGAGAGGGAGGAGGCGGAGGGUGGUAGCGGCCGCCAGGCUCCGUCGCGGAGGCUCCCGAGCAACGAGGACGGCGUUCAUCCCGCCCUCGCCGGGAGGCAGCGGCGGGGAGGAUGCCGUCGGUCAGCCUGCCGCCCAAGGAGAACGCGCUCUUCAAGCGCAUCCUGAGGUGUUACGAACAUAAGCAGUAUAGGAAUGGGCUGAAGUUCUGUAAACAGAUCCUUUCUAACCCAAAGUUUGCAGAACAUGGAGAAACCUUGGCGAUGAAAGGACUGACAUUAAACUGUCUAGGGAAGAAAGAGGAGGCUUAUGAACUUGUGCGUAGAGGCCUAAGGAAUGACUUGAAGAGUCAUGUCUGUUGGCACGUCUACGGCCUUCUCCAGAGGUCAGACAAGAAGUAUGACGAAGCUAUCAAAUGUUACAGAAAUGCACUGAAAUGGGACAAAGACAAUCUUCAAAUCUUGAGAGAUCUUUCUCUGCUACAGAUUCAAAUGAGGGAUCUUGAAGGUUACAGGGAAACAAGAUACCAGUUGCUUCAGCUCCGACCUGCACAGCGAGCAUCAUGGAUUGGUUAUGCUAUUGCUUACCAUCUGCUGGAAGACUAUGAAAUGGCAGCAAAAAUUUUAGAGGAAUUUAGGAAGACACAGCAGACAUCACCUGAUAAAGUGGACUAUGAGUACAGCGAACUCCUGCUGUAUCAGAAUCAAGUGCUCCGGGAGGCAGGACUGCAUAAAGAAGCCUUGGAGCAUCUUUGUACCUAUGAAAAGCAGAUCUGUGAUAAACUGGCCGUUGAAGAAACAAAAGGAGAACUCCUGCUUCAGCUUGGCAGACUUGAAGAAGCGGUUGAAGUCUACAAAGGACUGCAAGAAAGAAAUCCUGAAAACUGGGCCUAUUACAAAGGGCUGGAAAAGGCACUUAAACCAGCUAAUAUGAUGGAGAGGCUAAAGAUCUAUGAAGAGGCCUGGACUAAAUACCCAAAGGGACUAGUUCCAAGAAGAUUACCAUUAAACUUUUUGUCGGGUGAAAAGUUUAAGGAAUGCCUGGACAAGUUUCUAAGGAUGAAUUUCAGCAAAGGUUGUCCACCAGUCUUCAAUACUUUGAGGUCAUUAUAUAAAGACAAGGAGAAGGUGGCAAUCAUAGAAGAGCUCGUGAUAGGUUAUGAAACCUCUCUAAGAAGCUGCAGGUUAUUUAACCCAAAUGAUGACGGUAAAGAAGAACCUCCAACCACUUUACUCUGGGUCCAGUAUUAUUUGGCUCAACAUUAUGAUAAAAUUGGACAGCCAUCUCUGGCUCUAGAAUAUAUAAAUGCUGCUAUAGAAAGUACUCCCACUUUGAUAGAGCUCUUCCUUGUGAAGGCAAAAAUCUAUAAGCAUGCUGGAAAUAUUAAGGAAGCUGCAAGGUGGAUGGAUGAGGCUCAGGCUUUGGACACAGCAGACAGAUUUAUCAACUCCAAAUGUGCAAAAUACAUGUUGAAAGCAAACUCCAUUAAAGAAGCAGAAGAAAUGUGUUCUAAGUUUACAAGGGAAGGAACCUCGGCAGUAGAGAACUUGAAUGAAAUGCAGUGCAUGUGGUUUCAGACAGAAUGUGCGCAAGCUUACAAGGCAAUGAACAAAUUUGGAGAAGCACUUAAGAAAUGCCAUGAGAUCGAGAGACAUUUUGUAGAAAUCACGGAUGACCAGUUUGACUUUCACACUUACUGUAUGAGGAAGAUUACCCUUAGGUCUUAUGUGGACUUGUUAAAACUAGAAGAUGUACUUCGGCAACACCCGUUCUACUUCAAAGCAGCACGAAUUGCCAUAGAGAUAUAUUUGAAGCUUCAUGAUAACCCUUUAACGGAUGAAAAUAAAGAGCACGAGGCUGAUACAGCGAAUAUGUCUGACAAGGAGCUAAAGAAGCUACGGAAUAAGCAGAGAAGAGCACAAAAAAAAGCACAGCUGGAGGAAGAGAAGAAGAAUGCUGAGAAAGAGAAGCAACAGAGGAAUCAGAAAAAGAAGAAGGAUGAUGAUGAUGAAGAAAUCGGAGGACCGAAAGAAGAACUUAUCCCUGAAAAAUUGGCAAAGUUGAUCGGAUGGAAGUCUUUCUAUUCUGUGUGUAAGGUCGAAGCGCCUUUGGAAGAAGCCAUUAAAUUUUUAACACCCCUGAAGAAUUUAGUGAAGAACAGAAUAGAGACACAUCUUUUUGCCUUUGAGAUUUAUUUUCGAAAAGAGAAGUUCCUUCUGAUGCUUCAGUCUGUGAAGAGAGCCUUUGCUAUUGAUUCUAGUCAUCCUUGGCUUCAUGAGUGUAUGAUUCAUCUCUUCAGCAGCGUAUCUGAAAGUAAGGAUCUCCCCGAUGCAGUUAGAACAGUGUUGAACCAAGAAAUGAAUCGACUUUUUGGAGCAACUAAUCCAAAGAACUUCAAUGAAGCUUUCCUUAAGAAGAACUAUGACUCACUACCACAUAGGUUAUCAGCUGCCAAAAUGAUGUACUAUUUAGAUCCUUCCAGUCAGAAAAGGGCAGUGGAGCUGGCAAUGACCCUGGAUGAAUCCCUUAUUAACAGAAAUCUACAGACUUGUAUGGAGGUAUUAGAAGCUUUAUGUGACGGUAGCCUUGGAGACUGUAAAGAAGCAUCUGAAACUUACAGAGCAAAUUGUCAUAAGCUUUUCCCUUAUGCUUUGGCUUUCAUGCCCCCUGGAUAUGAAGAGGAUAUGAAGAUCACAGUUAAUGGAGAUAGUUCUGCAGAACCUGAAGAACUGGCCAAUGAAAUAUGAACAACUUUAUUGGAAAAAAAUGACAUUGGACCAUAUCUGGUGUAUAAUAUUUUUGUCACGCACCUGCUGAAUUGUUCUGACUUACACAGAGAACAGAAGGAAAAAAAACAAAA
This is a messenger RNA of Cuculus canorus (common cuckoo), 2990 nucleotides long. RefSeq names its product N-alpha-acetyltransferase 15, NatA auxiliary subunit (gene NAA15). Gene Ontology annotation, biological process: N-terminal peptidyl-methionine acetylation. Gene Ontology annotation, cellular component: NatA complex; cytoplasm. The record is from RefSeq and is a predicted model, not a curated record. NCBI's taxonomy places the organism in Eukaryota, Metazoa, Chordata, Aves, Cuculiformes, Cuculidae. The transcript is spliced from 21 exons. The coding region runs from base 244 to 2877 and encodes 877 amino acids. Gene Ontology annotation, molecular function: protein-N-terminal amino-acid acetyltransferase activity; protein binding.